AGUGAUUGAGUGUAAAUUGAUAUACACAAGAGCAACUUGGCCCGUUAAUCAGCACAUUCGAGUAUCAACAUGCCCGUGGCGCUCCACCUGUGACUUUUUAUGAAAUAGCAAACUACGACAACCUAUUCAUUCGAUAUUGCAAGCGAAUAUCAGACUAAUAACAACAAUCCCGCGAUCAUCAAGAAUUAUGACUUCGACGUGCUUCGGGUGGGCUUCAGGUGCUCGGUCGCUUGCACUGGUCUUGAUGAGUUUAGUCCUGAUAAGCUCUUCUGGUGCAGAGGCGAGUCCGAUGGAGGUGUUUAAAGCGUGGGUUACAGGAAGUGCAAACACCCAGGCCGACGAUUGGUCUGUAAAGCCUGGACAGAUUCCGGAUUAUGUUUUGAAAUAUGCUCCAACUGUUCAUUUAUAUUCUGAAGAGGUUUAUCUGCCGUGUGAUGUUCGGGAUUUUGUUUCCCACAUGUAUCCAGUCAUGGAUGGCAAGAACAUCACAGAGGGAAUCAAUUUCCCAAUGACGCUAUACGACGUCGGCCGGCUACCGAGAGAAGAGAACGUAUUUCUGACGUCGACGGAUGACUUUGAUGUCGACCCCGACUGGAUCACAGGCCGAGGAAAUCUUCCCGACAUCGAGACCGGGGAAGUGCCUGUUCCUGCGAUCUUGAUUGUGUUUGACAAGGGCGAUGGAUGGGUUGACUCCUUUUGGUUUUACUUCUACGCCUUCAACCUUGGCCCGUUCGUGAUGGGCGGUGGACCUUAUGGCAACCAUAUUGGUGAUUGGGAGCAUUCCAUCUUACGCUUUUACAAGGGUGAGCCUCACUCGCUCUGGAUGUCUGCCCACGGCGGCGGCAGUGGCUUCUCUUUCAAGGCGCUCGAGAAGAAGGAAGGAGACCCGAACCGGCCGGUGAUUUAUUCUGGCCGAGGAACUCAUGCAAACUAUGGAUCGGCGGGCCAGCACUCGCACGAUUUGCCGUUCCGGAUGUUGAGUGAUUUUACGGACCGCGGGCCGCUGUGGGAUCCGGCGAAGAAUUAUCUGGGGUAUACAUAUGACGGCACCACCGUUUGCGGAGAGGGAGAUACGACUGAUGUCAAUGCCGAAUGGCUUUAUUUCCCCGGACACUGGGGAGACGACAAGCUUCCGCCAGAUGACCCAAGACAGCACUUCCACCCAUUUGAGUGGCGAUACAUCGAGGGCCCGACAGGUCCACUGUGGAAGCAUCUCGAUCGAACGGUGGUGUGCCAGCAGCCCAAAUGGUACAAUUACUGGGGCACCUGCCGGGUGCGGAACACGUUGGAGUACGGCGAGGGCGUCGAGAGCGAGGGCUACGGCUGCGCGGGGGUGCUGGAUCAUAUCUGGCCCAGUUUCCUUGGCUCGUUUGUGCGCUUAUGGUUUUGGGGAGGGUGGUUCUGUGGGUUUGUGGACUGGAUGUGGGGUUGAUUAUGAAAACGGGGAGCAAAGUAGAAAGAAGGAGUGGUGUAUGUAGUGAGCAGGAGGAGGUUUAAUGGUAGAGAGCGAGAGGGCAUAUAAUCUUUUUAGUACUCUAUCUCUUGUAUAAAUUUACUGUGUAUCUUUUUAUCUGUGCCCUGCCAGCCUGAGCUGUACGGAUGCUUACAAUGUACCUUGUGGAUGUGAUCUGAGA
Molecule: messenger RNA, 1634 nt
Organism: Myxozyma melibiosi
Lineage: Eukaryota; Fungi; Ascomycota; Lipomycetes; Lipomycetales; Lipomycetaceae
Exons: 4
Coding region: 188-1432 (414 amino acids)
Source: RefSeq, a predicted model, not a curated record